AUGGUGCAACCCCGCAUGCUUACAAAAGCCGACGAGGCGUCAGGCAAUGAUGAGAAUGAAGUCCACCGUGAGGAUCAGGAGAAGAUUAACCGGUUCAGUCGGUUGCAUCAGCGCGAGACUGUGCUCGAGGAGCAACUGAAGGGGAAGCAGAAGGAUAAGGAGGAUCUGGAAGAGAUCUCGAUGGAGCUGGAGCUUGCCGAUGAAGAUGAGCUUGUGCCCUACAAAAUCGGCGACUCAUUCUUUCAACUGCCGCUAUCAGACGCCCAGGGGAUGCUCUCGACGUCAACAGAGAAGAUCGACGCAGAUGUUUCGAAGCUGGAAGACUCGCUCGGCGAGCUGCGCGAUGAAAUGCAGCAGCUGAAGGUUGCGCUGUACGCGCGGUUUGGUCGCAGCAUUAACUUGGAGACCUGA
Molecule: messenger RNA, 411 nt
Organism: Penicillium paradoxum
Lineage: Eukaryota; Fungi; Ascomycota; Eurotiomycetes; Eurotiales; Aspergillaceae
Product: tubulin-binding prefolding complex subunit GIM3
Exons: 4
Coding region: 1-411 (136 amino acids)
Biological process (GO): protein folding
Cellular component (GO): cytoplasm; prefoldin complex
Source: RefSeq, a predicted model, not a curated record